UCGCGAGGACUCCAUUUCCCAAGAGGCACCGCGGCAGCCGGGAGAAGCCGCGCCUGCGCGCCGGAGCUAAGAGGCGCGAGGACUCCGUUUCCCAGGAAGCACCGCGGCAGCCGGGCGAAGCCGCGCCUGCGCGCCGGAGCUAAGAGUCGCGAGGACUCCGUUUCCCAGGAAGCACCGCGGCAGCCGGGCGAAGCCGCGCCUGCGCGCUGGGGGGCGGGGCCUGUGGGGUGGAGCCGCCACCAUCUUGGAGCGGGAGGCGGAGCGGAGCCGACGGGGAGCGAGUGGGCCGCUGUCGCCGCCAUGAACCCCGAGUAUGACUACCUGUUCAAGCUGCUGUUGAUUGGCGACUCGGGUGUUGGGAAGUCUUGCCUGCUGCUACGAUUCGCCGAUGACACGUACACGGAGAGCUACAUCAGCACCAUCGGGGUGGACUUCAAAAUCCGAACCAUCGAGCUGGACGGCAAAACCAUCAAGCUGCAGAUCUGGGACACGGCGGGGCAGGAGCGGUUCCGGACCAUCACCUCCAGCUAUUACCGCGGGGCCCACGGCAUCAUCGUGGUGUACGAUGUCACUGACCAGGAGUCCUACGGCAACGUGAAGCAGUGGCUGCAGGAGAUUGACCGCUACGCCAGCGAGAACGUGAACAAGCUGCUGGUGGGGAACAAGAGCGAUCUGACCACCAAGAAAGUGGUGGACAACACCACCGCCAAGGAGUUCGCCGAUUCCCUGGGCAUCCCGUUCCUGGAGACCAGCGCCAAGAACGCCACCAACGUGGAGCAGGCCUUCAUGACCAUGGCGGCCGAGAUCAAGAAGCGGAUGGGCCCCGGGGCCGCCUCGGGGGGCGAGCGGCCCAACCUCAAGAUCGACAGCACCCCCGUGAAGCCCGCCGGCGGGGGCUGCUGCUAGGGGG
Molecule: messenger RNA, 910 nt
Organism: Tachyglossus aculeatus (Australian echidna)
Lineage: Eukaryota; Metazoa; Chordata; Mammalia; Monotremata; Tachyglossidae
Gene: RAB1B
Product: RAB1B, member RAS oncogene family
Exons: 6
Coding region: 301-906 (201 amino acids)
Molecular function (GO): GTP binding; GTPase activity
Source: RefSeq, a predicted model, not a curated record